Messenger RNA from Cuscuta europaea, 4250 nucleotides. Lineage: Eukaryota; Viridiplantae; Streptophyta; Magnoliopsida; Solanales; Convolvulaceae. The record is from the annotation of a GenBank genome assembly.
AUGAUAUUUAGACUUUUGAAUGUUACUAAGCACGGUUCUUGUUAAAACUUGUGAUUUUCAUAGUCUUGAUAAAUAUCAUUUCAUAAAAAUCAUCAAGAUAAUUCAUUUAUAAAAAGUGAAUGGAUUCAAAAGUCCGUGAACAUUUUUAAAAGUAAAUGGAGUAAAAAAAAUCACCACAAUCCAUAUACCAAGCAUGAUGAAAAAAUUGAAACACAAUCAAAGAUUUCCUAAAUCCAAACUCUUUUAAAUUAACUUUAACCAUACUAAAUAGAUAGAACUAUAGGGGUUUUUACUUGAAUAUUAUCAAAUUAAAGCCAAUUUCCAAAAAUGUGAUCAUUUUAAAAAAUGUGAUCAAGAAAGGUCACAUAUUUGAAAAAAUUUGAUGUCACUACCAUUUUUAUGUCACUAUCGUUUGUUAUGUCACUGCGAUUUUAUGUCACUGUUAUUUUAUAUCACUAUUACAUGUCGCUACCAGCUUUUUUGUCACUUUUGAAUGUUACUUUAGCUGUAAAACAUGUCACUAUCACCGUAAAAAAAAUCCACCAACUUUUUCCGGCGAAACUGUACACCAUCAGCCACCACCAUCAUUGACUCGUUGCCGCCGCUCUAUACUUCUAUAGUGAUCACCCGUCCCGACACCUUGCCCUUGAAACUCUCCGGGAGCCACCACCACCCAAAACCGUCGAAAAACAUCGGCCACCGCCGGCAAUGACUAGCCGCCACCAUCUAAUGACCAACGGCAUCUCACCGGCGGCCAGGGGCUUCAUCUCCAGCUUCCCCUAACCCCAAACUCCCCUACCAUUGCCAGCCCCUGAGGCCACCGACCACCACCGCCCAUACCUAGCCAUUUCCCCAGCCCCCUCUACACCCCAAACCUUGCCCCGCCGAUAUGGAUUCUCUGUUGUGCCACCGCCCCAUCAUAGAACUGAAGUGUUAGACGAUGAUGAAGCUCUGAUAGUCAAACAUAAUAAGAAGAAACAUAAGCAGGGGCACGCCGACGGCAACUACGGUGUACUAGACGAUGGCAACCGUGGCAUACAAGGACGACAAUCUGGGUGCAGUGACAUGGAAUCGACAACCUGGAAGCAACGAUGUAGUAUCGGAGCCACGAUAUGGUGGUGCAACCUGUCACCUCCGUUGCAUCUUUGUCCUUUAAUUUGUUGUUGGAGGCUGAAUUGGAUCUGGGAGAUGAAGAGCUUGGGAGAUGGAGACGUCCAAUUUUGCUAGGUGUACACAAAAAGUGUACACCUUUGGCACUCCAUAUAAAACCCUCCUAAUUUUUUUACCUCACUUCCUUCCCAAUUCAAAUCUUUACCCUAUCUUUCUUUUCCCUUCCAUCCAUCCAAAUCUCUUGCUCCAUACUCCCGCACCCAUCCCUAGACUUCGAACAAAGCAUCAGAAAAUUGAAGAAGACCAAUAUUGUGCACCCCUAGCCUGGACGAGAGUGGACGACCAUGGACGAGAGGGGACGAACCGCCUGGCCUUGACAUCGGACGAAGACCGCGCACCCCUGGACCUGCUACUGUGGACUGCCGGAACCAUCCCCUGGACUACCGGAACCAUCUCCUGGAUUGCCGGAACUGCGCAGUCGAAGGUCUGUUUGAAGGCGUUGGUACCGUGGACUGCCUGAAACGCAUAGAACUCCAAGUGGACGAAGACUGCUCCAUUCAAAUUAGUUGAAGCUAUGGUGCGAAGCAGUUUUGACAAAUCUUGCUGAAAGGGCAUUGAAAUUAAAAAAUCCUGUCUGCGACCACUUCCCUACACAAUACUCUCUAUGCUCUGAAUUGAAAGACGUUGCAACGUUGGUGAAGUCAGCUUUGUCUGUUAAGUAGAUUGAUGAGUUUAGGAAGAUGUCGUGGGUCCAUUUUCUUGAUGUGCAAGACCUUCAGUUUUUUGCUCAAAUUGUGCAUAGCUUGUUGUUAAGGCUGGUGUGUGAGCAGCCCGAAGACGAACUGUGGUUUUGCAUUAACGAGCAAUUGCUGAAGUUUACCUAUGUCGAUUUUGAACACAUCACUGGGAUCCGUUCUAGGGGUCCAACUCCAGCCUUCUCGGAUGAUGAUGAAGGCAAUGGGAUGUUGCUAGAUGACUACUUUGGUGGUGCCACAGAGAUCAGUUUCAGAACGUUGACGAAAAAGAUGAGGUCAAUUAAGCCGAAAAAGAGAGGCGGGCGCGAACGCACGGUGAUGCUUUGAAGCUUGCUUGUGUUUUUUAUGUGAUGUGUGUUUUACUACCAAGGAACAAGAAAACAAACAUCAAUUCACACUAUCUGAAACUGGCUGAUGAAUGGGACAAAUUUCAAACUUACCCUUGGGCAAAAGAGUCCUACACCUUGAUGGUUUCUCAUAUCAAGACUCUUAUAGUUGGGCAAGCCGAGAAGUUCAAGCAGAGUAAGGCCGCCAAUCCCGAAUACAAAAACGCAAAGUUCACAUUGCACGGGCUUCCUCACGUCCUACAGGUUUGGGCUUACGAGACUUUGCCUGAGCUAGGACAGAGAUGUGUUGAACGUGUUGCUAAUCAUCAAGUCCCUUUUCUCAACUGGAAGGCCACGGGGUUCUUUCAUUUGCAUAAGCUAAAUGAACUGAUUUUCAGGGAUCGUGACCAUGUAAUGUAUUUCUGUGUUUUUAAAAUAUUAAAUUGGGUAUCAUUGUGUAAAUUACUAUAGAUUGUACGUGCAAGAGGAAGAAGAAGUAGCGGUUCAGGACAAUGACGGCUUGAAGGCUAAGAUGAUGAAGGACAUGGAAACGUUACGGGCGCAAGUGGUGGCUCUGCAGGAGAGAUUGAAAGUAAUGGAAGAGAGGAUGAAUGUCGGGAGUGUGCUGACGUGGAUGUUGAUGUCCAUAACAAGUCCCCCGAAGUUGAGGAGAAGCAUUAUGAAGAUGAAGAUGUACGCCAAGAGGGCCAUGAAACUGAAGUUGAAGAUAACAAGCAUGAGGAAGUUCCUAUUGUUGAUGAGGAGGGCCAUGAAGCUGAUGUUGAAGGUGAAAAGCAUGAAGAAGUGAAUAAUGAAAAGGCAUCUAUUAUUAAUGACUUUGUAUGCUCUGAUGAGAGUCAUGAAGCUGAAGUUGUACUUGAUGACCAUGAGGAAGUUGCACACGUUGUUGACGAGGGUCAUGAAUCUAGCGUUGAACCUGUUCACAUUCACGACGGAGCUUCUGAUGUUGGUCAGCAGGGCCAAACUGGUGAGAAGGCAACAUGUAUCAUCUCAAACAUCGUGCAUGAAGUGGAUAAUGCAAAUACACCCGAUAUUGAUGACUCUGUACCUUCAGAUACCGCCAAUUGGGAUGAGGUGGUGGAGUCGUGGCAAACCACCGCUUAAGGGGAGUUGGAAACCGAGGGUGAUGAUGUGGGAAUGAAAAGGAAACGAUUCGCCUCUAAGUUCAAACUUAACCCUUUCAUCGACCCUAACCCAAAGCGGUUGAAAGCCAUCACCAAAGCCAACGAUAACAUCAGCCCAAUAGACGAGUGGACUGAUUUGAAGAAUUGGGUUGAAGAUGAUGAGAGUGUUCCCCAAGCCAGUGUGAUGUUACAUGUCCAUGAAGCCAUUAAAGUGAGUAGGACUUUUUUCCAUGUCCUACUAUCUCCGGAUCAUUGGUUGUCGAGCACGCACCUCCAUGCAAUAACGCAGUUGCUCAAUAAAGACAUCGAUGCGCAUUCCAUGACUUUGAUCAGCCCCUACGUUGCGCAUAAAAUCCUUAAGAAAGACAUUGCCAACGACACACAUUGGGGUGGAGAUAAAUUCCUGAAAAAGCAAGAGUGGACAUCUUUUGAAAGGGUUUUGAUUCCUUUAAAUGCUGAGAAUAAGCAUUGGGUGUUGGCGGAAGUUCUGUUUCGAUGUAGAUUGGUUAGAGUUUACGACUCUAUGAAGACUUCUAGGACUCCAUAUUAUGCCAAUGAGUUGUGUGUGCGGCUGCCUUACCUAGUUCGUGCAAUGGGAUUGUGUCCGGAUGACUGAUUUGCAACCAUGGAAAGCUGAAGCAGUGGAUGUUGUGCCUCAACAAAAUGCAGGAUCAGGUGAAUGUGGGGUUGAUAGAGUAUAUAGACUCGGACCCCCGGGUCUCACGACUAUUGGGCCCGGACAGCGGCCCACACACAUCUUACGGAUAUCAUUUGUAUUAUUGUACUGCUUAUAUGUCAUUUGUAUACUAGAUUAGUCUUUUAUGUAGUUGGGCUACCGGGCCCAUAUUGGCGGCCCGGCCCGUUAUUCCUCUAUUUAUACUCCUUUUGGAGCUUGUAAACCCCAGAUCUAAAUU